This is a messenger RNA of Didymodactylos carnosus, 489 nucleotides long. The record is from the annotation of a GenBank genome assembly. NCBI's taxonomy places the organism in Eukaryota, Metazoa, Rotifera, Eurotatoria, Philodinida, Philodinidae.
AUGCCAUCAAGUAAUUACAUUGCUACCGGUAGUACGCCGAAUUCUGCUAUUGCUGCUCAAUUUAACCAAUUUCAACAAACACCACAACAUUUUACACCGAUACAAACAACUAGUUACGCCUUAGCGCCUAGUUAUCCAUUGUCCCUACCACCAUCGAAUCCUACAUCAUUAAUAACCUAUCGAAAACAAUACCUUCAACAACAGCCACCAUCCACAUCUCAUUAUAUCUCGUCUAUUUCUCCAACACCAUCGCCCACUCUUAAUCAUACAAUAUCUUCCAAUUAUAUCUCAUCAUCUUCUUCACCAUCAUCAUCAACGGAGAUGAGAGAUCACGAUGCUGUAAAACUAUUUGUUGGACAAAUACCAAGACAUUUAGAAGAAAUUGAUUUAAGGCCCGUAUUUGAAGAAUUUGGUCAAAUUUAUGAACUAACUGUACUCAAAGAUCGCUUUACAGGAAUGCAUAGAGGUUCGUAUUUCUUUUCAAUAUAA